Molecule: messenger RNA, 5559 nt
Organism: Acipenser ruthenus (sterlet)
Lineage: Eukaryota; Metazoa; Chordata; Actinopteri; Acipenseriformes; Acipenseridae
Product: cAMP and cAMP-inhibited cGMP 3',5'-cyclic phosphodiesterase 10A
Exons: 23
Coding region: 1113-3647 (844 amino acids)
Biological process (GO): signal transduction; negative regulation of receptor guanylyl cyclase signaling pathway
Molecular function (GO): 3',5'-cGMP-stimulated cyclic-nucleotide phosphodiesterase activity; protein binding
Source: RefSeq, a predicted model, not a curated record
UCACACAGCCCGAUGUUGAGCAAUGCUACUUUGGUCAUUUUUUAUGUUUCCUUAGCAACUGGAUUAUGAAGUUCUAUAAGGGGAUACUGACCAUGGUGACCAACACAAACAACCAGAGCAAACGAUCGGAGGAGGCUGAGCUGAGCUCAAGGCAGAAAGAGAAGUAAAGGUGCUGUAAAGCGACUAGUAUAAACACCGACUUAAUACUACCGCAGUAUGUUUUAUUUUCUGGUUCUGUACGUUGGGGGAAAAGAAACACCAUGCGGUGUUUUGUUUUUGUUUUUUUUUAUCUACACAGAUGUUGAAAACUGACAUCCUAAUGUGAAAUGCCUUAAUAUUUUGCAAACCUGUAAGGGUGGCGCUCGGCUGAUCUUAACUAAUAAUAUACAGCAAAGUGGAAUUAUACGUGUAGUUAAAACAAAUCUAAUUUGUCUGGUUACCGUUCAUUUUCAAUGGGAGAUUGGUACUGUUGCGAGAAAAGGACACUUGCUUCUCUCAUCACCUUUGCCUGAAUGGCGCUGCGUGUUCCUCGUUGUUCGAUCUCUGUUGACACAGCGCCAACCAUGCAAAUGCCGUUUGUGGGAAUGUCAGUGUUGUUGAUUAAAAUGCUCCCGACUAACCUGAAGCGCUCUUCUUUUUCAUGGACGGCAAGGGUCGAGUCCCGCUGCAUGCUGUUGCUGCACAUUUUUGCGCUAAAAACUAUUGAAAAUAUUAUUGAGCACACGUGAUCAACAGAGUUUAUUUGUGGAGCUGUUGUAGUUAUCCCGAUACACAUUUUCUCUUCAAUUAAUCAAAAAUAAUUACAACAUUUUUCUUAACCGAAAAGAAGCAUAUCGUGCUUUUUUGUGGACCUAUGAACUUCAAGAAUCAGUAUGUGACAUUAUUUUGCACACCAGUAACUUCCCAUUUGAUUCAGGGAGUAAACGAAAGAAGCAAGAGGAGAGGAGAGAGGGUCGAAUUGAUGGGGUUGUGAUUUGUAACGAUUUCACCACUAGUCCCUGCCUACUACUCGCUCUUUCAGCCACUCAAAAGACUCUCGCCUUCACCAGUGAUUUCUUUCAAUCUUCUUAAAGCAUAAUCCAGCUCCUCUGAGCGAAUAUCAAAGGCAUCAAAUGUCGAAGAAAAGGAAAACUCCCGAUUAUGCAUUUGAAUUCACAAACGAGGAUGCCUUGCCGGGCGCUGUCGUCAGCGAUCAAGGUCUGACCGAUGAAAAAGUAAAGGCCUACCUUUCCCUUCACCCGCAGGUAUUGGAUGAGUUUGUGUCGGAAAGUGUGAGUGCCGAAACAGUGGACAAAUGGCUGAAGAGGAAGAACAGCAGACACGAAGGAGCUGCGGCUUUCUCUGGGAGACGAGACGCUUCAGCUUCGCUUCAGCCCCACUCUGGCAGUCGAACCUGGGGUGAGCCCAUUCCCUCUUCCCCUCGCCCGACCUUCUCUCUUUCUGGCACUUUGUUUGCUUAUGACUCCACCGUUAAGGAGGUCAGCAGGUAUCAGGACACAGACAUGCAAGGAGUUGUGUACGAGUUGAACAGUUACAUGGAGCAGCGGCUGGAAACAGGAGGCGACAACAAAUUGCUCCUCUACGAGUUGUGUAACAUCAUCAAAACAGCGACUAAAGCAGAUGGAUUUGCACUUUACUUUCUGGGAGAAUGCAACAAUAGUCUGUGUUUAUUUACACCAACGGGAGCAAAGGAAGGGCUGCCAAGGCUCAUCCCCUCCGGUCCCAUUGCUUUUGGAACCACAAUCGCAGCACAUGUAGCCAAGACUAGAAAAACACUGUUGGUGGAUGACAUCCUGGUGGAUGAGCGCUUUCCCAAAGGCACUGGACUGGACUCAGGGACUCGUAUCCAGUCCGUUCUUUGUUUACCGAUCCUCACUGCUAUUGGGGAUCUCAUCGGGAUCCUGGAGUUGUAUCGAAACUGGGGAAAGGACCCCUUCAGUCUCAGCCACCAGGAGGUUGCAACAGCAACUUUAGCCUGGGCUUCUGUGGCUGUACACCAAGUCCAGGUGUGCAGAGGUCUUGCCAAACAAACUGAGCUCAAUGACUUCCUGCUUGACGUCUCUAAAACUUACUUUGAUAACAUAGUGGCAAUAGAUUCUCUACUUGAACAUAUUAUGAUAUAUGCAAAAAACUUGGUGAACGCAGACCGAUGUGCUCUCUUCCAAGUUGACCACAACAAUAAGGAGCUUUACUCCGACUUGUUUGAUAUUGGGGAGGUAAAUGAAGGGAAGCCAGUCUUUAGGAAAACCAAAGAAAUUAGGUUUUCUAUAGAAAAAGGAAUAGCGGGACAAGUGGCGCGAACAGGUGAAGUCCUAAAUAUUCCCGAUGCCUAUGCAGACCCACGCUUCAACAGAGAAGUGGACCUUUACACAGGCUACACAACCCGGAAUAUCCUGUGCAUGCCUAUCGUCAGCCGGGGGACAGUUAUAGGUGUUGUACAGAUGGUGAACAAAUUAAGCGGAAGUGCCUUCACUAAAACAGACGAGAACAACUUUAAAAUGUUUGCAGUCUUUUGUGCUUUGGCCUUACACUGUGCUAAUAUGUACCACAGGAUACGACAUUCAGAGUGUAUUUACCGAGUGACUAUGGAGAAACUCUCUUAUCACAGCAUCUGUACUUCAGAGGAGUGGAAGAAUCUCACAACUCUGACACUUCCUGUUCCCAUGUAUAAAGAGAUAGAGCUAUUUCACUUUGAUAUCAGCCCUUUUGAGGAACUUUGGCCAGGCAUAUUUGUCUACAUGGUUCAUAAUGUUUGUGGAAAAAACAGCUUUGAACUUGAGAAGCUGUGCCGAUUUACCAUGUCAGUGAGGAAGAACUACCGUCGCGUUCCCUAUCACAACUGGAAACAUGCAGUUACUGUAGCACACUGCAUGUAUGCCAUCCUGCAGAAGAACGAGGGGCUCUUCACAGAACUGGAGCGAAAAGGACUCCUGGUGGCUUGUUUGUGUCAUGACCUGGACCACAGGGGCUACAGUAACAGCUACCUGCAGAAGUUCGAUCACCCGCUGGCCGCUCUCUACUCCACCUCCACCAUGGAGCAGCAUCACUUCUCCCAGACAGUCUCCAUCCUGCAGCUGGAAGGGCACAAUAUUUUCUCCAACCUGACAUCAAAUGAGUAUGAGCAGGUGCUGGAGAUCAUUCGAAAAGCCAUUAUCGCCACCGACCUCGCACUGUACUUCGGCAACAGGAAACAGCUGGUAGAGCUACUGAGCUUGAGGGCGCUGGAUCUCAACAACCACGUGCACAGGGAUCGUGUGAUUGGCUUGAUGAUGACUGCAUGUGACCUGUGCUCUGUCACAAAGUUGUGGCCGGUUACCAAGCUGACUGCUAACGAUAUAUAUGCAGAAUUCUGGGCUGAGGGUGAUGAAAUGAAGAAGAUAGGCAUGCAGCCCAUUCCUAUGAUGGACAGGGACAAGAAAGAUGAAGUGCCACAGGGUCAGGUUGGUUUCUACAAUGCUGUUGCAAUCCCUUGUUACACUACACUGUCAGAACUAUUUCCUGCAUCCAGUCCCCUUCUGCAAGCCUGCGGGGAUAACCUCAGUCAGUGGGAACAGCUGUCUGUCAGAGAGGACGCGUCGGUGUGGAUUCCCUCCCAGUCUGUAGCCUCGGAAUCUGCGCAGACCAUUCCUGUGAAUAUCGACAAUUAACUAACGGGAGAGUCCGGUAGCCCCCGUUCUAAAUGCCAGGCUGCGAACGCAGGGAAACAAGACACUGACAAGCAAGGUGGUUUAAAGAAAGAACACAUUCAAAUCCAGUUACCUCAUUGAGUGAGUCUUUGGACUGAAGGCAUCACCGGGAAUAUGACAUUAGGAGCUGUGAAGAAAUAGAAGAUAGAGGCUAAUGAUCUGAUCACCUGAACCAUACUGCUUGUGAAUAUGGCAGAUUGGAUUAUUUUUUUUAUUUUUUUUUGCGGUCUGCAUUUGCUGAUGCCUUAAUUUGAACCCCUAAACCAAGAUAGGUCCUUACUUUUAAGCCUAGCUUUGAAGUUUUAGGGUUAAACUCAUUGAAAUGGUACUUUUUUUCAUACUGGGUUUGGCAGUGCUAAUGGGACAGUUUGUGUAUGAGACUGAAUGUUUGUGGAAGACUAAACACCCCUCCUGGUCUCAAGGUUGGAACUGCUAUCUAAAGGAAAAUAUCAAAACAGUACUUGAAUGCAGUCUAUUCUUGCUACAGAUGGCAACAAAAAAAACCCUUAACAAAAUUACCUUCCAGGUGCAUGAUAUUUUAAAACAUGUUGGUCCUGGUGAAGCUGCUUGUCACCGGUGUAUCGUACCUAACAGCAAAGUUUCUAAACAUAUUUUCUUUUCUUUUUGUUAUUGGGACCAUGCAGUUUUAUUACCUGUAUCUUUAACAUCCGUGUUCAAGGUGAAACAUGGUAUUCCUCAGCACAUGUUCUUGAAUCGUUUGCAUGGGUUUUGAGCUCUGAUGGGUUGGGUAAAUGAAAGUGAUAUCUUAGUAAACCUUUUGCACCAAUGUAGCAUGGGCAGGUGUUACAGUAAGGUGCUAACUCUGUAUUCAGAGGCUUAUUAUUCAAGGGAACCAGUUAUAAGGUGGUAUGGUCAUGGCUCCCAUUUGUCCUAUAAUACAGUUUCAUGAGCCUGCUUGGGGAGGAGAUCUUAGUAGCUCCAGUCCUGCUCGACUGCCUGAUAAAACCAUGUAGUUUAUAAACAUCACAUCUGAUUUCAUGCAGUGUGUUGCAUUAGACAACAAUGUCAUGCUGACCCCUAGAGGUAAUUUUCUUUCCUCCCUUUUCACAAAGAUAGCUUCUUUAUACUACUCUUCUGGAACCUAUAAAGGACAUUGUUUGUGCUCCAAAGUGUAAUUUAAUGCAAUGCUUUUUCAUGCAUGGGAUAUCAAAUAAAUAUAAAGCAAAACAAACUGGAAUUUAGUAGCAUUGAUACCUGGUUGUACCUGCUGUGGAAGCUGUGUCAAGUAUCAUAUGUAUAUAUGGCAAUGGCACGGGAUUGCUUCACUAUGUCGGUCUCCUCAGUAUAAAGUUGUACCUAACUGAUAUAGUCUCAUAGGGCGAGCACUGUUUGGGCCAUGGGGUAACAAAGGGGUAAAAUGAAAGCCAAUCUUUAUUGCUGGUAGUCUUGAAUAUGUGCAUUUCCUAUGUAAGAACAAAGCACUAUUGUAUAUUGGUGCACACAUAGAGAACAAAUGGGUACAAUCAUAUGUCCAAAGCUUGGGGUAGGUUUUUUCACAUGAAAAAGUGAUUCAGGGUAGACUAUCCUUGAUGAAUCCUUGAUUCCUACUAUUUAAAAAACAACAACAACAAAAUAACUGAUAAAGCUGUAAGAUUCUUCUUUUUUUGUAUAAAAUAUAUAUGCAAGUGCAAUAAUUUCAAGAUGUCUUAACUUCACAUUUAUAAAUUAUAAAUAUUGUAUAUGUUGCGUGAGUUUUUUUCAUGUAUUCAUUUGCAGUCUUUGUAUUUAAAAAAAAAAUACUUGUGUUUGUACUAUAGAACAUUGAAACCAUUUAUUAUAAUACAGUUGUAAAUAAAUGCACAAACCAAACCGCCACAAUGCUUUUGCAUUCAUGUGUCUUAUUUUAUUUACU